GAUCUUUUUUUCGAGCUUUUUUUUUUUCUUGUUUUAAUGGCGGGUUCGAAGCUUUGGCUGGCAUGGAUCAUGCUCGCGUUCUUGAUCGUUGGAGCGAAGGCGGAGGCUGUGGAGGAGUUGGAUGAAUCUGGAUCGAAGCCCGGGCUGGAUCUUGAGCAUCUACGUUCGAAGAUCUCCGCCCUAGAACUUACUAUCGUUGAUAACAUUCGGGUGCUAAAAGACAAGGAUGAUAGUAUCUCUAGUUUGCAAAAAACAGCUCAUGAGAAGUUAUCAAGAAUAGCCUCAUUGGAGAGUGAGAUUGAAGCCCUUCAAAAGAAGGGUUCUGUAGAGACACAAGAGCUUGUGCAGAAAUCGGAUGCCCGAGCUGUUGAGCUUGAGAAGCAGGUGGAAAACCUUAAGAAUAAGAUUGAGGCUCAAAAUAGGAAGAAAGAUGCCUUGGAGAGUCACGUUGCUGAAGCAGAGAAGAAGGCACAGGAUAUGAGUCUUAAAUUGGAGCGGCUCCAAAAGACUUUUGAGGAGCAGAAGCACAGAAUCCAGAAAACUGAGCGUGCUCUAAAAGUGGCAGAGGAAGAGUUGUUAAGGGUGCGAUUUGAAGCAACCUCAAAAUCAAAGGAGCUAACGGAGGUUCAUGAGGCAUGGUUGCCUCCUUGGCUUGUAAGUCAUAUGGAUCAUUGGCAGGACUUAACUGCAACCUAUUGGAAGGAAAAGUUGAGACCAACUGUGAAUUUCUUCCUGCUAAAGGUAUCAAAUAAAUCAGCAGAAGGCCGGAAAUGGGUUGAACCUCACUUGGAAACUGCUAAAACUAAAUGGAUUCCAGCUGCUAAGCAACAAUGGACAGCUAUCACAGCUUCUGUUAGACCACAAAUACAAUCUGUAUGCACAAAGUCAGCUGAGUUUUAUGAAGCAUCCAAGUCUAGGCUUAUACCACACCUUAUCAAGGCUCAAGAAGUGGCUGAUCCUUAUUUCCAGGAAGCAAAGAAGAUCUCUAAACCCUAUGUCGAUCAAGUUACUACCAUCACUAAACCUUAUGUGGAGAAAGCCCAAAAAGUUUUGAAGCCAUACACAAAACGUGCAACUCGUACAUAUAAAAAGUUCCUUAAAUCAGUGACAGCAUAUCAUCGUCAGGUUCAAGCCACUGUUCAGGAGAAACUAAAGCAGCAUGAGUUGACCAAAAAUUUUGCAACUAAAGAGUUGGCUUGGUUUUUGGCAUCGGGCUUGUUAGCACUACCUGUGUUCUUCUUAUAUAGACUUCUAUUGGGUGCCUGCUGUAGAAAAGCAAGAAAACCUCCUCGUAACCACACAUCCCAUUCACAUCGUAGGCAUAGGCGCAGGCAUGCUGACAACUAGUGUCCAACUUCAGUAUCAGUAUGCACGGUUUUUAUCUGAGGUGUGAUCUAAUGAUCCAUGUACUAUUAGAGAUUCAAGGGGCACAUCAACAUCACAGCAAAGGCGAAAACACAGUUUCACUCAAACACUACAUGCAUAUCUUUCUGGACUUGUAAUUUUGCGUCGCAUUUCUCUUGUUAAAUGCUACACGAUCAUGUUUAAGUCAUAUGGGAUUUAUUCUUUUUGUGACAAUGUUUAUCUAAGUCUUAUAUCCGGUUAUUGUCAUUCGACCGGACUAGCUCAUCAAUGAGGUCAAUAGUCCUCCAGGUUUAUAAACUUGUUCAGAUUGUUCUUGCUACUUGCGUUGGUGUAUUCCUCAGGAAGGGCUUCUCAGGUUGGAAUGCCGGCGCGCUGACUGUUGAGAGAGGGUGGCCAGAGUUGUACUUCUUAACCUUCAGCGCCUGUGGUUCAAGCUAGAAUUAAAAUUCAAUUAGUAUUUAUU
This is a messenger RNA of Dioscorea cayenensis subsp. rotundata (Guinea yam), 1828 nucleotides long. RefSeq names its product myosin-2 heavy chain-like. The transcript is spliced from 15 exons. The record is from RefSeq and is a predicted model, not a curated record. Lineage: Eukaryota; Viridiplantae; Streptophyta; Magnoliopsida; Dioscoreales; Dioscoreaceae. Bases 37 to 1347 code for a protein of 436 amino acids.